Molecule: messenger RNA, 1218 nt
Organism: Perca flavescens (yellow perch)
Lineage: Eukaryota; Metazoa; Chordata; Actinopteri; Perciformes; Percidae
Exons: 5
Coding region: 1-639 (212 amino acids)
Source: RefSeq, a predicted model, not a curated record
AUGGAUGACCUUGCCGACUUUCUUGGCCACGACAUUAGAGUACACAGACAGUUCUACAGGCUCCCCGAGGGUACAUUACAGCUCGCAAAGAUCAGCAAAGUCCUUGUGGCCCUUGAGCGAGGACAAAUGUCAGAGUUCAAAGGAAGGAACCUUGAUGAGAUCAGCAUUGACCCAAAUGAGGAAAUGGCUGGGGACAGCAAUCUAUCUGAGAACGAGGAGUGUGAAAUGACCCCGGACCAGUUGCUUUUAACAGCCGGAUCAAGGCGAAAAAGGAAGUGCACGACUGAAGUUGAAUCUGACAGUGAUUCACAGGACACUACAGUGUGUCCCGUGAGUAAGACUGCAACAAAAAAAAGACCAGAUAACAAGAAGCCAGUGGGUGAAGACAAAUCUCCAGGUGAAUCCCAGAUCACCAAAGGUUCAUCAAAAAUGGCGAGAAGGAAGUGGAGCACAGAGGAGGUCCAGGCUGUGGAGAGCAAUCUCAUGGACAACAUCAACUCUGGCAGGGUUCCUGGUAAAGCCCAGUGUGAAGCAUGUAUCAAGGCAUCUUCAGAGGCGCUUAUGGGAAGGAGCUGGCAGGCAGUUAAGUUCUAUGUGAAGAACCGCAUUGACACUUUAAAGCGUCUGGAAAAAAACUAAUGGAAAUAUAAAUUGUAAUCACUGAACAUAAUUCUUUUUUGCUAUCUAGUUUUUCUACAAUCCCACAAGUAGGUACAGCUCUAGCUUUAAUUUAGUUCAUAUUUGAGCAUGUAAAGACAUUUUAUUAAGAUUGAUUGUCACAGCCAUGUCAACAGCUAUUUUGCUUUCAAAUUUAAGGUGUCUACAUCCUCUGUUAUUUCAUUGAGUGAUGUCAUUUUAUUUUUUAUCCUAAAGAACAUUGUGGUAGUGGGUCAUGGGUGGUUGGAGAAAUGGAGGUAGAGAGGGACACAGGUUGUAGAGAGAGACAUGUAUGCAGGGAGAGUGACAGGUUAAUAGAGAGUGACAGGUUUGUAGAGAGAGACAUGUAUGCAGGGAGAGAGAAAAGUUAGUAGAGAGAGAGACAUGUAUGCAGGGAGAGUGACAGGUUUGUAGAGAGAGAGACAAGUUUGUAGAGAGAGACAUGUAUGCAGGGAGAGAGAAAGACACCUGUCUUGAAGAUACUAGAUAUGUUGGAGAGAGAGACAGGUAUGUAGGAAAUGAGACCGGUAUGUAGAGAGAGAGGCAGGUAUGUAGGGAUAG